AUUUUUAAAGUCACGGUCGAGUGGCACAAACAAAUCGUGUCGUAUGACGUCACCGUCAUUCCUCUUUUAGCGGUGUUGGCGUUAAAGCGCCGGUGUCCGGAGGAGUAUCCAAACCGUGCGCACACGCGCGCCGUGGAAAAGCUGCCUCUUCCCCGCGGUGUGUGUCUUUAACACACACGCACACACACACACACACACACAGAGAGAGAGAGAGAGAGAGAGAGAAGGAGAGGAGAUAAGGCGAGGAGGAGCUCCGCCGCCACACGCUCGUCCGCGUCAACGGGAGGCUGCUGGACGCACUCGGAUUAGCGGCCAGUCCACUGGCUGCAGACCGGCGCCGUGGCCCGCGCGCACCGCCGCCCAUCACUCCGCCUCACGCACCUGGGCAGAGCCGCAGCACCAGCAGCAUUUGAUAGAUUUAGUUUUUUUUUAAUUAUUGUGGCUUUUAUCUCCGUGGGUGGCAAGUUUUUUUUCUUCCCCCCCCCACACACAUUUUCUUUACUGCGUUAAAUAGGCUUGGAGCGGUCUCCGAAGCGAAGAGGACGCCGGGGCUUCACGGAGGAACCUCCUCAGCAUCUGUUUCGUUUCCUCUUCAGUUUUCUUCAGAAUCUCUUCAAGUAAGAUUUGCCUGUGAGAGGAAGAUAUGAAGUUUGUAGGCUCCCUAUGGACCCUGUGGUUUCUCCUGGUGCACAGGGCUGCAGCAGGGACUCAACCAAUCCCAGACACAUCACUCAGCCCUGGACAGAGCAUGACAGACGGACCGAGUCAGGCGGUGAGCCAGGGUCAAUACCAAUGUCUUCAGCUGUCCAACAAAAACCACCAACACAACAGAACUGGUAAGUUCUGUGGACGUUUAUGGGAUGGUUUGUUUUGCUGGGGUGAGACACCAGCUGGGACAUCUGUAACGCGAAACUGUCCAGAUCAUCCUGACCUGGACCCAACUGAAAAAGUGACCAAACAUUGUGACAAAUUGGGUAACUGGGUCGAGACUGUCUCCACCUGUCAGCCUGAUUCAAAGGACAAAUUAGAGGAAAUCCCCCAUUUUGUAAGGGAUGCUGCUGGAGAGCUGACUACAGAGGCCACAGAGGUUAACUCAGAAAAAGCCAGUUUUGUUCAAAAAAUGAUCUUCGAGAACAAAAAGAAAUGUUUAGAGAAAAUGGAACAAGACCCUCCUUAUGAUAAAUCAGGUCUGUACUGCAGUCGUAAAUGGGACGGCUGGCUGUGCUGGGAUGAUACUCCAGCAGGAAUUUACGCCUCCCAAAACUGCCCCAAUUACUUUGUUGACUUGGAUCCCACAGAAAAGGUAACUAAAUACUGUGGAGGGGACGGACAAUGGUUUCACCGUCCAGAGACCAAUGGGAUUUGGACCAGCUAUACACUCUGUGCAACCGCCCAUGAGACGAGACAAAGGGAAGUGAAAAUGCUUGAGAAUGAAUUCAAAUGCCUUCUGAAAAUAAAUCAAGAUCCGCCGUUGAACAAUUCAGGUGUGUACUGCACUCGUUACUGGGACGGCUGGCUGUGCUGGGGCGACACUCCAGCAGGAACCUACGCCUCCCAGAACUGCCCGGAUUAUUUUUCCGACUUGGACCACAACGAGAAGGCAACUAAGUACUGUGGAGAAGACGGGCAGUGGUUUCGCCAUCCAGAGAGCAACAAAACCUGGACUAACUAUACACUUUGUGCUGUCAACACCAAGGAGAAGUUGAAGGCAGCUGCCCAGUUCUCAGGGGACACUGAGGUUCAGCCCAUCGAAGAGGCCACGGCCAGCCCCACGGUUAACCAAGAAGAGCAGGAAAUUGUGAGAAGGAAAAUCCUUGACAGCCAAUACAAAUGUUUUGAGAAAAUGAAUCGAGAUUCACCAUAUAACAAAUCAGGGUUGUACUGCAGUCGUAACUGGGAUGGCUGGCUGUGCUGGGAUGAUACCCCGGCAGGAACCUACACGUCUCAAAACUGCCCCAAUUAUUUUGUGGACUUUGACCCCACAGAAAAGGCCACUAAGUACUGUGGGGAGGAUGGUCAAUGGUUUCGCCACCCGGAUACCAACAGGACUUGGUCCAACUACACACUCUGCAACGAAAACACUAAGGCCAAAUUGAAGUCAGCAUACAUCCUGUUUUACAUGGCCAUUGUGGGCCAUGCUUUAUCUAUAGCCUCGCUGCUCAUCUCUCUGGCCAUCUUCUUCUACUUCAGGAGUCUGAGCUGCCAAAGGAUCACCCUUCACAAGAACCUCUUCUGCUCCUAUGUGCUCAAUUCUGCCCUCACCAUCAUCUACCUUGUAGCAGUGGUCAACAAUCCAGAAGUGGUGGGCAGAAACCCGGUCGGCUGUAAGGUGUUGCACUUCUUCCAUAUGUACAUGCUGGGCUGCAAUUACUUCUGGAUGCUCUGUGAAGGCAUCUACCUGCACACUCUCAUCGUGGUGGCUGUGUUUGCGGAGGAGCAGCAUCUGCACUGGUACUACCUCCUGGGCUGGGGCUUUCCACUAGUCCCUGCAUCCAUCCACGCCGUGGCAAGGAAAAAGUAUUUUGACGACAACUGUUGGAUGAGUGUGGAAACCCAUCUGCUCUAUGCGGUUCAUGGUCCUAUAGUGGCAGCGCUUCUUGUGAACCUCUUCUUUUUACUGAAUAUUAUAAGAGUGUUGGUGACCAAGUUGAGAGACACACACCGGGCAGAGUCCAACAUGUACAUGAAGGCGGUGAGAGCCACGCUGAUCCUGGUGCCCCUGCUGGGAAUACAGUUUGUCAUCUUUCCCUGGAGGCCAGAGAACCGGCUGGCUGGGGAGGUCUACGAGUACAUCAUGCACAUACUCAUGCAUUACCAGGGUUUACUGGUAGCAACAAUAUUCUGCUUCUUCAAUGGAGAGGUUCAGGCAGCCCUAAAGAGACAGUGGAUGCAGUAUAAGACGCAGUGGGGUCAGAGACGAAAGGACCACUGCUCCAUGCGCUCCACGUCCUACACGGCCACCUCCAUCACCGAGGUACCCGCCUUCAUGUACCACCACGAAUGUAACAGCGAACACUUGAACGGACGCCACACAGAGGACUCUGAACUGGUGGCACUAAAAUCAGGGGAAGCGUACGCAUGAGUCACACUGAGGAUGAAGAGUGUAGCAGCUGGAACAGACAAGAAAGAGCCACAGAGCAACAGAGAUGUACAGCAAGACCACAAAAUGAAUCCAAUUUCCCCACCACAUCUCAGCGAUUAAAUCUCAGAGGCUAAAACUGGUUUGUUCAGCCCAGGAUGAUAAUGCGGGCCGGACACAAAGAACUCGGAGAGACGAAGAUGGAUGAGCUAUAAAACUGACACUUAUUUUCACUUGAUAACGGUGUGGGCGGCUGCUUUUGGGAGAACUUUGAUGUCGAGAACUUGUGGCACAAGAGAAGAGCUGCUUUUGACGCAUGUCACUUCAUAAAGCUGCUAAACUGUGAGAGAGAGAGCUCAAGGUAACGGAGGCUUCUGCUCGUUUGGAGACGGAAAUAACUGUGACUGUGAACAGUGUGGGUGGUGAGUUUUUUUGUUUGAGACAAGGUUGCUGAAUGUGACAGACGAUCGCACCAGUUGUGGUUGAGAUGAAGAAGCAGUGAAUGACAGUUAAGAUGGUGUGAUGUUAUGGAUGAUUCUGAUCAACAAGGUGAAGAAGAAUCCUUCCAAACCUCACCUACACCAAAGGGUACGGUAUGUUGGUCACAGUUAUAAAGAGGUGUACUGUGAACUGUCAAGAUGAGCACAGAUGUGGUGCCCUGACGCAAAACGCAAAACACACGCACGCACACACACACACACACACACACACACACACACACACACACACACACACACACACACACACACACACACACACACACACACACACACACACACACACACACACACACACACACACACACACACACACACACACACACACACACACACACACACACACACACACACACACACCAAUCAAUAUUACAAACCUGGUCGUGCCAUGAUAAGAGGUCAAAAUUACAAAAGACCCUCUGUGCUCUGGAAUUGUGUACAUAAUGUAUGUUCACCAUGUUUUAUUUGGAAAUGUGUUAUAAUGUUUUGGAAAGAUUUUAUUUUUAAUUUUCUAUCAAUAUUUUAUUCCAGCCAGUUUCUAAGUACGUGCAAGUACGUGUUUGUCCUGUGAUGCACUCCCGACAGCUUUGUUGUUUUGCAGUUGCUGUAUUUGUGCCAAUGCCGAACAUCACAGGGCAGAGAAGCAAAAAGAAGCUAAAUGUGUACACACACACAAAUAUAAAUACAUGAAUAAAAAACUUUAAGAUUUAA
Scophthalmus maximus (turbot) is the source of this 4287-nucleotide messenger RNA. RefSeq names its product calcitonin receptor (gene calcr). Gene Ontology annotation, molecular function: amylin receptor activity; calcitonin receptor activity. The transcript has 22 exons. The record is from RefSeq and is a predicted model, not a curated record. Gene Ontology annotation, biological process: cell surface receptor signaling pathway; adenylate cyclase-activating G protein-coupled receptor signaling pathway; positive regulation of cytosolic calcium ion concentration. Gene Ontology annotation, cellular component: plasma membrane; axon. NCBI's taxonomy places the organism in Eukaryota, Metazoa, Chordata, Actinopteri, Pleuronectiformes, Scophthalmidae. Bases 644 to 3082 code for a protein of 812 amino acids.